Pseudophryne corroboree (corroboree frog) is the source of this 6785-nucleotide messenger RNA. RefSeq names its product zinc finger protein 850-like. The record is from RefSeq and is a predicted model, not a curated record. The coding region runs from base 194 to 5149 and encodes 1651 amino acids. NCBI's taxonomy places the organism in Eukaryota, Metazoa, Chordata, Amphibia, Anura, Myobatrachidae. Gene Ontology annotation, biological process: regulation of gene expression. The transcript has 7 exons. Gene Ontology annotation, cellular component: nucleus.
ACAAUGAGUAUACACAAAGGUAUCACUGAUAAAAUCAAUGUAAAAGGAAAACGCUGAUCCUUCUACAUAGGAGACUCUCAGAGGAUUUGUCGGUCUCUUAUAGUAAAUGAGCAGCGCACAGUGUGAGUGAGAAGAAAUCCUCCAGCUGAUAUGGUUCAUACAGGAAUGUGCCCUGAACCAGAAUGACCUUUAUAUGGAUUACACAGUAGUGAAGAAGACAUCCAGUGAGUGUGAGAUACUCAACAGCCAUCCCCGUGUGUCAGGAGGACUGAGUAGAACCCAAAGCCCAAUCACGGUGCCUACACCUCACUCACUGAUACAUGAGAGACACAAUGACCAGAAGAUCCUGGAACUCACCAACAAGAUCAUUCAGUUGCUGACUGGAGAGGAGGGGGAGUAUAUAGAGGAACACAGGGGUCUGUACAAGGACUUGAUGAUGGAGAAUCACCGGCCCCUCACAUCACUGGAAGGACCCAGUAACAGAGAUACCCCAGAGAGAUGUCCCCGUCCUCUGUAUUCCCAGGAUUGUACAGAGGAGAAUCACAGGAUCCCACAGGAGGAUCAGGAUGAAGCCCAAUUAAAUAAUAUUAAUAUCAAAGAUACAGAGGGAGAAAAAGAGACAUAUGUGACUGAUACAAAGGCAGAAGAUAUAGAGGGAGAAGAAGAGACAUAUGUGACUGAUAUGAAGGCAGAAGAUACAGAGGGAGAAGAAGAGACGUAUGUGACUGAUAUAAAGGCAGAAGAUAUAGAUGGAGAAGAAGAGACGUAUGUGACUGAUAUGAAGGCAGAAGAUACAGAGGGAGAAGAAGAGACGUAUGUGACUGAUAUAAAGGCAGAAGAUAUAGAUGGAGAAGAAGAGACGUAUGUGACUGAUAUAAAGGCAGAAGAUAUAGAGGGAGAAGAAGAGACGUAUGUGACUGAUAUAAAGGCAGAAGAUAUAGAUGGAGAAGAAGAGACGUAUGUGACUGAUAUAAAGGCAGAAGAUAUAGAGGGAGAAGAAGAGACGUAUGUGACUGAUAUAAAGGCAGAAGAUAUAGAUGGAGAAGAAGAGAGGUAUGUGACUGAUAUGAAGGCAGAAGAUACAGAGGGAGAAGAAGAGACGUAUGUGACUGAUAUAAAGGCAGAAGAUAUAGAAGGAGAAGAAGAGACGUAUGUGACUGAUAUAAAGGCAGAAGAUAUAGAAGGAGAAGAAGAGACGUAUGUGACUGAUAUAAAGGCAGAAGAUACAGAGGGAGAAGAAGAGACGUAUGUGACUGAUAUAAAGGCAGAAGAUACAGAGGGAGAAGAAGAGACGUAUGUGACUGAUAUAAAGGCAGAAGAUACAGAGGGAGAAGAAGAGACGUAUGUGACUGAUAUAACGGCAGAAGAUACAGAGGGAGAAGAGGAGACGUAUGUUACUGAUAUAAAGGUAGAAGAUACAGAGGGAGAAGAAGAGACGUAUGUGAGGGGUGAUCAGCAGUCUAAGGAGGAGGAAAUCCCUACAGAUAUCAGCACAGCAGGUGGACACACAAGCAGGAAUAUCUCAGAAGGACAUCUAAUGUUAUCCCCGGAUUGUGACAUAAAAGAUAAUGACAGUAGACAGGAUUCUCCAGGAGAUAACCCCAUUACCCCAAUUAUACAUCCAGCUCUAUCAGCUGAUCCCUCUGAUACUGGGAAAUGUUCUCCUGAUCACCCUGAUAUUGGUGCAUCUGUUACAGCUCUGACAGUAGAUACAGAGUUUCCGUGUUCUAUAGAUGCCAAAUGUUUUACACAGAACACAAAGCCUAUUAACCCACACACAGGUAAGGUAGGUGAAAGGCCACUGAUAUGUUCUGAGUGUGGGAAAUGUUUUACAUACAAAUCACAGCUUGUUAUACAUCAGAAAAGUCACACAGGUGAGAGGCCAUUUUCUUGCUCUGAGUGUGGGAAAUGUUUUGCACGGAAAUCACAUCUUGUUAUACAUCAGAAAAGUCACACAGGCGAGAGGGCAUUUUCUUGCUCUGAGCGUGGGAAAUGUUUUGCACAGAAAUCACAUCUUAUUAAUCAUGAGAGAAGUCACACAGGUGAGAAGCCAUUUUCUUGCUCUGAGUGUGGGAAAUGUUUUGCACAGAAAUCACAUCUUAUUAAUCAUGAGAGAAGUCACACAGGUGAGAGGCCAUUUUCUUGCUCUGAGUGUGGGAAAUGUUUUGCAUGGAAAUCACAUCUUGUUAUACAUCAGACAAGUCACACAGGCGAGAGGCCAUUUUCUUGCUCUGAGUGUGGGAAAUGUUUUGCACGGAAAUCACAUCUUGUUAUACAUCAGAAAAGUCACACAGGCGAGAGGGCAUUUUCUUGCUCUGAGUGUGGGAAAUGUUUUGCACAGAAAUCACAUCUUAUUAAUCAUGAGAGAAGUCACACAGGUGAGAAGCCAUUUUCUUGCUCUGAGUGUGGGAAAUGUUUUGCACUCAAAUCAGAUCUUGUUAGACAUCAGAGAAGUCACACAGGUGAGAAGCCGUUUUCUUGCUCUGAGUGUGGGAAAUGUUUUGCACUCAAAUCAGAACUUGUUAGACAUCAGAGAAGUCACACAGGUGAGAAGCCAUUUUCUUGCUCUGAGUGUGGGAAAUGUUUUGCACAGAAAUCACAUCUUAUUAAUCAUGAGAGAAGUCACACAGGUGAGAAGCCAUUUUCUUGCUCUGAGUGUGGGAAAUGUUUUGCACUCAAAUCAGAUCUUGUUAGACAUCAGAGAAGUCACACAGGUGAGAAGCCAUUUUCUUGCUCGGAGUGUGGGAAAUGUUUUGCACAGAAAUCACAUCUUAUUAAUCAUGAGAGAAGUCACACAGGUGAGAAGCCAUUUUCUUGCUCGGAGUGUGGGAAAUGUUUUGCACAGAAAUCACAUCUUAUUAAUCAUGAGAGAAGUCACACAGGUGAGAGGCCAUUUUCUUGCUCUGAGUGUGGGAAAUGUUUUGCACUCAAAUCAGAUCUUGUUAGACAUCAGAGAAGUCACACAGGUGAGAAGCCAUUUUUUUGCUCUGAGUGUGGGAAAUGUUUUGCACUCAAAUCAGAACUUGUUAGACAUCAGAGAAGUCACACAGGUGAGAAGCCAUUUUCUUGCUCGGAGUGUGGGAAAUGUUUUGCACAGAAAUCACAUCUUAUUAAUCAUGAGAGAAGUCACACAGGUGAGAGGCCAUUUUCUUGCUCUGAGUGUGGGAAAUGUUUUGCACUCAAAUCAAAUCUUCUUAUACAUCUCAGAAGUCACACAGGUAAGAAUCCAUUUUCUUGCUCUGAGUGUGGGAAAUGUUGUCUAACAAGAUGUGAUUUACUUACACAUCACAGAAGUCACACAGGUGAGAAGCCAUUUCUAUACUCUGGACACACAAGCAGGAAUAUCUCAGAAGGACAUCUAAUGUUAUCCCCGGAUUGUGACAUAACAGAUAAUGACAGUAGACAGGAUUCUCCAGGAGAUAACCCCAUUACCCCAAUUAUACAUCCAGCUCUAUCAGCUGAUCCCUCUGAUCCUGGGAAAUGUUCUCCUGAUCACUCUGAUAUUGGUGCAUCUGUUACAGCUCUGACAGUAGAUACAGUGUUUCCGUGUUCUAUAGAUGCCAAAUGUUUUACACAGAACACAAAGCCACAGACAGGUAAGGCAGGUGAAAGGCCACUGAUAUGUUCUGAGUGUGGGAAAUGUUUUACAUGCAAAUCAGAUCUUGUUAUACAUCAGCAAAGUCACACAGGUGAGAAGCCAUUUUCUUGCUCUGAGUGUGGGAAAUCUUAUUAUUCUAAAUCACAUCUUGUUAGACAUAACAGAAGUCACACAGGUGAGAAGCCAUUUUCUUGCUCUGAGUGUGGGAAAUGUUUUACACAGAAAUCAAGUCUUGUUGAACAUCACGUAAGUCACACAGGUGAGAAGUCAUUUCCAUGUUCUGAGUGUGGAAAAUGUUUUGCACUUAAAUCACAUCUUGUUAGACAUCAGAGAAGUCACACAGGUGAGAAGCCAUUUUCUUGCUCUGAGUGCGGGAAAUGUUUUACACAAAAAUCACAUCUUGUUACCCAUCAGCAAAGUCACACAGGUGAGAAGGCAUUUCCAUGUUCUGAGUGUGUGAAAUGUUUUACCUGGAAAUCACAACUUGUUAUACAUCAGAGAAGUCACACAGGUGAGAAGCCAUUUUCUUGCUCUGAGUGCGGGAAAUGUUUUACACAAAAAUCACAACUUGUUACCCAUCAGCAAAGUCACACAAGUGAGAAGGCAUUCCCAUGUUCUGAGUGUGUGAAAUGUUUUACAUGGAAAUCACAACUUGUUACACAUCAGCAAAGUCACACAGGUGAGAAGGCAUUCCCAUGUUCUGAGUGUGGGAAAUGUUUUGCACACAAAUCAAAUCUUGUUAUACAUCACAGAAGUCACACAGGUGAGAAGCUGUUUUCUUGCUCUGAGUGUGGGAAAUGUUGUGUAAGUAAAUCACAACUUGUUGCACAUCUGCGCAGUCACACAGGUGAAAAGCCUUUUCCAUGUUCUGAGUGUAGGAAAUGUUUUGCAUGGAAAUCAGAUCUUGUUAUACAUCACAGAAGUCACACAGGUGAGAAGCCAUUUUCUUGCUCUGAGUGCGGGAAAUGUUUUACACAGAAAUCACAACUUGUUAUCCAUCAGCAAAGUCACACAGGUGAGAAGGCAUUUCCAUGUUCUGAGUGUGGGAAAUGUUUUGCACACAAAUCAGUUCUUGUUACACAUCAGAGAAGUCACACAGGUGAGAAGCCAUUUCCAUGUUCUGAGUGUGGGAAAUGUUUUGCACACAAAUCAGUUCUUGUUAGACAUAACAGAAGUCACACAGGUGAGAAACCAUUUUCUUGCUCUGAGUGUGGGAAAUGUUUUACACAGAAAUCAAGUCUUGUUGAACAUCACGUAAGUCACACAGGUGAGAAGUCAUUUCCAUGUUCUGAGUGUGGAAAAUGUUUUGCACUUAAAUCACAUCUUGUUAGACAUCAGAGAAAUCACACAGGUGAGAAGCCAUUUUCUUGCUCUGAGUGCGGGAAAUGUUUUACACAGAAAUCACAACUUGUUAUCCAUCAGCAAAGUCACACAGGUGAGAAGCCAUUUCCAUGUUCUGAGUGUGGGAAAUGUUUUGCACACAAAUCAGUUCUUGUUAGACAUCAGCGAAGUCACACAGGUGAGAAGCCAUUUCUAUACUCUGAGAAAUAAAUCAUCAGAAUCAGCUUUAUUGGCCAGGUGUACUCACGUACACUAGGAAUUGUUUGUGGUACAAUGCAUCACCAAGCAGCAACAUGAAAGGGGAAUGCAUAGCAUAAGAAGGGGGAAAAACAUAGCAUACAUUACACAUAUGAGUUCAUACUGCACAUUGCAACUGUACAAUAGACUCGACAUAUUAUACAUGUAAGACUAAAAACGAAGGCUGCUUGGCAGAGCAGCACUGAGGCGCCAACUAGAACUCAAACAAUGCACAUAAUACAGAAGAAUUAAGUAUUACACAUCAAAAGAUAAACCACACAGACAAAAAUAAAAAAAUAUACAUUUUGGGUAAUAACUACCAUGGGCUGUGUAUUCCACCCUCACAGGGUACCAGGUGCGGCGCACUGUGUAGGAUUACCCUCGGUGGACUAGUCCAUCCUUGAGGGGUAGGCCUGUAAGGUACUACUGAUGUUCACUGCCAGAGGGUUAGUGGGCAUAGUCCUGGUAAUUUCGUUUUCGAGGUUUGAUGAGUCCACAUAAUGUUUUGGAUUUCUUUCUUGAUGUUCAUCAAUGUUUGUUCAACUGUUUUUUUAACUGUUAAUUUUCAAAACGCUUAGAGAUAAGAACGCUUUAAGUAUUUUAACGCACAGCUGUGCAUGGCUGAAGCUACAGAUAUAUUAUGGUAAAUUGACACAACUACAGCUGAGACAAAUGUCUCACUAAUCAAAGGAGCUAAAUUACCCAGUGUUUGACUAAGCAGACACCAGCCCAGUCUGCCUUGAUUAAAUAUGCGGCACUGACCAGACUUUGAAACACAGGUAUUUUAAAUUACAAAGAAAACCAGAAAUCACAAAACUAUCUAACAUGAGAUUUGAACAUACAUUUAGAAUAGAUGUUUUGCUGAGGUUUAGAUUGAGAACCCAGUACCAAUCCUAAAUGGUUGUCUAGCUGAGCUCCAGGUGUGGGUGAUGCCAGUUGGCUGUGACUCAGUCCUGGUGAAACAGGUCCUUAUGAUAGACGCUCACCAACAAAGGGCAGGGCUACAGCUCAGCUUUACUACCAACCAGACAUACGCUUGGGGGUUCAGAGUUACAAAAUGCUGAUCAUGUGCGGAAUCUUGGUGUCCUGGAUCGUGGAUGGUGGAGUGACACUUAGACAUCGGUAUCUGCCAUAAUCAGAUCCUCAUCUGAGGAACAUAACCAGACUCCAGCACUUAUUUCCCUCAGAAGAUCUUCCUACAGUCAUACAUGCACUUGUAUCAUCACACAUAGAUUACUGCAAUGUCCUCUACCUGGGUCUCCCAGCAAAAGAAUUGCACCACUUGUAGCUUGUACAGAAUGCAGCAGCCAGGCUGUUACCUAACCAGCCCGUUCCUGCCACAUAACACCCAUUCUCUGCUCCCUGCACUGGCUGCCUGUAAGAUGGUGACUCUAUUACAUAAUCUUACUGACUCUCCCAGUCCUACAUGACCAGGGUCCAUGGUACCAGAACCAGCUUCUGCCUCCUUACUGCCCUGCUUUCUUACUUCCACCUGCACAUGAAGGACUGUUACCACCAGCACCAAGAAUCCCCAAGCAAUGCUGAGAGGUCAGGGGGAAGACAGGGUGGUGGCACUAGUGCUGUAGCGGGGGCUGCCGGAGGCACUGUC